This is a messenger RNA of Sorghum bicolor (sorghum), 2463 nucleotides long. RefSeq lists its product as uncharacterized. Lineage: Eukaryota; Viridiplantae; Streptophyta; Magnoliopsida; Poales; Poaceae. The record is from RefSeq and is a predicted model, not a curated record. The transcript is spliced from 6 exons. Bases 60 to 1457 code for a protein of 465 amino acids.
GCCGUCGUCUCCUCUCUCCUUUCUUGCCCCGAGGCGCCGCCACUCCACCGCUCGCGGGCAUGCCGUCCCAGCCCGCGCCGGACUCCACCGGCGGAAGCCCCCGGAUCCCGGUGGCGUCCGCCGAGGCUGUCCGCCGCGUAGUCGAUUUUUUCAAAACAAAUGGAAAACUCCGCUCAGUCACAGGCGCAGCCGUCUCCUCUCCUUUGUUGCCCCGCGGCGCUGCCACUCCGCCGCUCGCGGGAAUGCCGUCCCAGCCCCCGCAGGGCUCAACCGGCGGAAGCCCCCGUAUCUCGGCGCCGUUCCAGCCCGCGCCGGACUAUACCGGCGGAAGCCACAGGACCCCGGCGCCGGGCUCCAUCGGCGUAGUGCCCCGGAUCCCGGAGCUCUCCGCCCAGGCCGUCGACCGCAUCGCGCGGAAAUGCAUUAUACUCGUCGAUUGGUGGCUGGAGAGAGUGGAGGGCGAGGAGGGCAAGAUCCGCGUCGCUGGAACCACGUUCACCCCGCGAAUGGCCGAGCAAAUGAGGAAAGGAGCAUCGUCCUCAAACAUGAGAAUGGCAGUCCGAGUGUUCAGAUCUUCUGCCAUUGUGAAGCGCCAUGAUUACACCUCAAUUGAGUCCGAGGAUGGUUACCAGAUAGAAAUAGGACACUGCUUGAAUAUUCCCAAAACACGCGAGAAUGGAUUUUCUGAAGAGGUAAUUGCUAUGAUUGGUCUCCAGGGACUGGUGUUUCAGAAGGUGUGCGAAAGCUUUGAUUUUGGAUUUCCAGAUCUAUGGCAAAGGCUUGUUAAUCCAAAGAUGGUGCCAGAUGAUGAACAUGCACUAUCACCAUCAGAAACUACUACUGGUCCACCAAGUCCUUCAGUUGAAGAUUACAUGGCAAAAUUCUUAAGUGACAGCUUUAGCAGUAAAAUCGGAUUUGAUUUCACAGAGAAUGAUUUCGACUCAGGUUCCAUCAGCUCCGACUCAAAAGUUGAUGGCAACAUAUUGGCACCAUCCAAAAUUUCGUCAGUUGUGAAUGAAGGUUACAGGAGCACAGUAGGUUGUGGUCAGGCUAAGAAAGAUGCUAAUAUUCAGCAAGAGAAUAUGCCCAGCUGUUCAAGUGAGCAUGCAAUGGUUACUCCAAAAUUUGGGAAAGAUUCAGUGAACCUUGGGACUACGGAUGCAUUAGAACUACCAACUGAAGGGAUGACUCCAAAGUUUGGAGCUAUUCGAGGCUCAGAAGACAGUAUUGGCAGGAGAUUACGAAGUGGCAAAGUUUUGCCAAUUGGUGGACCAAUGAAGAAGCAGAAAAAGAUCCAGCAGCAGAUGGUUAAUCAAGGAGCUACACCUGCUGCGGAUCUGACUUCUCAUGAAAAUGAUUUUUCAGCUGCUGAGGUUGUCGUUAAAGAAAAUCUGGGAUCAGAUGAUUCAUGCGGUAAAGGUCAGUUGAUAAUCUACAGAAUUUCCACUUAUUCUUGAGCACUAGUCCUGUCCAUCAUAUCACAAAGUGACAGGACAAGGAAGAAUAGCAGAAGGGAAGGGGAAGAGGAAGAGGAAACGGGUGUAGGCACGUCUCUUCUCGAACUGGGUGUGAAACUUGUGUACUGUUUGUUUCUCAGCUUGAGUAGCUAACUUGUGUUGAUGGGCCGUGCAUGCCUUGGGCAGAUGGUGCAGGUUCAGUUACUACCCAUGAUCCUUUUGUGUGGGUUGUUUUUCGCCAGUCAUUGUCAAGGUAAUUUGUAGGGUCGGUAGUGGGGCAGUUCAGGCCAGAUUUAUGUUUUAAAUUCUAGUUUUGGGUGCGGGUGUGGAGGCUCCACCCGAACAAAUCUACCCUGUUGCCAUCCCUAGUAAUUUUGCAACCUAAACCCACUACAUAUCGUUAAUUUUCUAAAAAAAAAUAUCAAGCAGUACAUCAAAUUAAUAAUUUCGUACUCAUACAAUACCUACUUUAACAAUGUGUUAGGCUACAAUGCAAACAUAUAUUCUUGCACAACUGUAGAGAAUAUGGCCUUUAUGCCAUAUUCCUUUGUGGUUUUGACGAUCAAAAUAUAAACAAGGCUAACAUAUGUACUGAGUUUGUGUCAGAUAUAUUCACAUAGAUCCUGAUGCAAGGGGUCAAUAAAUGUGCGAAAUCAAGAGAAGAAACCAUGAAGAAUCAAGCAACAGCAGUGGAGAGAAAGAACUGAAUCACUUGAUCAUAGGGUGCCGGAUCAGUCAGUGAAGAUCACAAAGGAGAUGGUGUAGAGAAACUCUUUGCAUAGUACCCGGCGGAUCAUGUAGUGAUAAAUAGAAGGUUGCACAAAUUGGUGUAAGAUCGAGAUAGGUGGCUAACUAGGGGAGAGUGAAUAGUCGUUUAUAAAUUAAUUAAAGUUCCUUAGCUGAAGGUGAGCUCAUAUUUAUUUUCCAGUGUCAUGUUUUCAAACAAGAUCACGCUUCUGUUAGACUGUUACUGAUUUAUUAAUCAGAGUUUGGAAGCUACUACCUA